AUGUCCUCCCUCCGGCCAAUCGUUCCCCACCAUCUGCUUCAGGCGGAAUGCUUCUACCACUCGUCUCUUGCCCAAUCUGCAAGGCCCGUUUUCCACCACAAUAGGCGAUUCCAUGCUUCUCCGACACGUGGUCGCCUGGGUGAUCUGCCAAUCGUCGCAGGCAACCUCACAGAGACCCUCGAGGCCCAUCGCUAUGCGAAUAGGCAAAGGUUGAUCCGGUGGAUCCCCUGUAAACCUACAGGCGACCGCAAUGCAGUUGCGAUAGGACCAGCCCCGUCGGUACGGAGAGUACCACGACCAAGACAGAGCCUCCCCGCGACCGAGCGUUCGGUUCAGGAGUCUUCCGAAUUGGGCCUAGAAUUGCUACAUCCCUCAUCGAAGAAACUGAGGCCAGAUAUCCGACCACACGCGGCCAUUUCACUAUUCCGGAAGCUUAUGAAGAAGAGUUCUGCCAGAGUAUCGAGGAAAGAAUGGUCCAGCAGCGACGCUCAAUAUCCCUGGUUAGACUACCUAGAAUCGUCCAAGGAUGAUGGGCUGUCACGUCUGGAUGACGAGAUAAACGCUUUUGAAAACUACAUGUCUCAUAUCCCGCAAGAACAAGCAGCUGUAAACAAAGUUAUUACCGAAGUGGAAGAGAUUCUUCUACAGGAAGACCACCCGCAACCACUUGUGAUAGGUUCUAGGCGGACAGGGCUAGCGAUGCGCCACUCGAAUAUCGACCUUCUGGUCAUGCUUUCAGAUCCAGACGGUCUCUUCAAAUAUCGUGGGCCAAGCCCUACCCGUCCCAAGAUCGCAGAACUUCAACUUGAGCGGCAAGAGCAGAUAUCUCGCCUCCUACGGGGAGCCGCGAAGUUUUCAUCCGUCGUCCUAGUUCGUUCACGCAUCCCAAAAGUCAUCGCAACUCACGCAGCCACAGGACUUCCUGUGACCAUCCAUUGUGGCACUCAGCUCCCUACUUCACUUGAAUUCACCCAGUCCUACUACUCCGAAUUUCCCACUCUCCGUCCGCUCCUGGCAACCAUCCGAAUGAUCCUCGAACAGCGAAACUUAUUCGGGCCCCAGAACAGAGGCAUAAGCACCUAUGGCCUCACCAUGAUGAUAAUCGCUGCCCUCAAACUUUCAGAAGGCAAAUAUUCUCGCACAAGUACCGCGGAACAACUGCUUCACGUCCUCCGCUUCUACUCCACAGUUGACUUCCACCGGUAUGGAAUAUCCGUAGAUCCGCCAUCUAUAUUCCGCAAAUGCAGGCAUCUUCGUGAAUCCUCUAAACUGGUUGAAUCGGAAGCCCCGUACAUCCGUGGACAGAUAAGCAUCGGGAAAAGAUCGGCCAAGCUGGCGUACCAUAUACUGUGUCUGCAGGAUCCGGCAAACUAUAUGAAUGAUCUUGGGAUGGAGGCUUUUCGGACGUUCGAAAUUCAGGAGGUUUUUGGGGACGUCUAUGCUGACUUGCGGGCAGCUGUGAAAGCGUGGGAUCGCGAGUGGAACGACAGUCUUGAUGAAAUAGCCAGCGAGGAGGUAAAUAGGGAGCCAAGCGUGGAGUUGAUAACUGCCAAAGCAAUAAGAGAUAGUGACGAUAAGAAAGCUGUGAGCAUGUUGCAGUUUGCCUUGGGAGGAGAUUACGAGCGGCUUGAGAGGAUAAGGGAUAAAGUCAUCCUUGGAGCCGGGAGUUGA
Molecule: messenger RNA, 1671 nt
Organism: Coccidioides posadasii C735 delta SOWgp
Lineage: Eukaryota; Fungi; Ascomycota; Eurotiomycetes; Onygenales; Onygenaceae
Biological process (GO): RNA 3'-end processing
Cellular component (GO): nucleolus; TRAMP complex
Molecular function (GO): mRNA binding; poly(A) RNA polymerase activity
Source: RefSeq, a predicted model, not a curated record